CGACAUUUGGUGACCCGCACGGGGACUGAUCAACCCCGAGACACGGCGGUGGUGUGCAACGCUCCAGCGUGGUGCUGCCGGACAGCUCUUUUCCAGAAGCGGCUCCCCGCCGAGAGGCCGCUACAGGGAACCCUCCCUUCUCUCAGCCGGCACAGGAAGUGACGCCCCGUUCCACUCUGUCGCGACCGCCGUCUUAUGACGUUGCGCCGCGGGGCGGACGAUAUUUUCAUGGGCGGUUAUGGAGGGGUGAACGAUGGCCCGGAGGGGAUCCACCGAUGCAAGGAAUGGAUUACGGUCUUUAUGGAGUAUAUCCUGUGCAAAUGGCCCCAGGCCAAGGGCGCAAUGUUUGGGAACCGUUUGAAAUAAAACAGAUUAGAGAAUUAAAAAGCGCUGUCAUGACCUUCGGGCCCACAGCUCCUUAUACUAUAGCUAUGCUAGAGAAUCUUGCCUCUCAGCCUCUUACACCAGGUGAUUGGAUGCAGCUGGCCAAGGCAUGCCUUCCUUCGGGUAGUUAUCUUGAUUGGCGAGCCUGGUAUGCCGAGUUUGCCAUCGAGCAAGCAGAAAAGAAUGUUAGCAGGGGGCAUGCAAGGUGGAACGAAGAUAUGCUCCAGGGCUCAGGUAAAUAUAGGGAUGACCAAACUCAGUUCCCCAAUGAGGUGUAUGACCAAAUCUCUAAUAUUGGGCUCCGCGCAUGGAAACAGGUGAACGGUGCGGGGGCGGCCUCAUUAUGCCUUUCAAAGAUAGUGCAGGGUGCCACAGAGCCAUUUGUUGAUUUCGUGGCUAGGAUGCAAGACGCGGGCGAUAAAGUUUUUUCAGACCAAGAGGUGGCAAAGCCCCUGAUCAAACAACUCAUUUUUGAACAAUGCACAACAGAGUGCAAAGCGGCUCUUGCCCCGCAUAAAAACAAGGAUCUCAAUGCUUGGAUUAGGAUUUGUAGGGAGAUUGGAGGGCAGAUGACUGCAGCAAAGCUUGCGGCGGCCUUUGUAGCUGCGACAGCACAAGCUAAGGAUGCUUCUGGACCUAAGCGAGAUCGUAAGCCCAAAGGAUGUUUUGGCUGCGGGGAACCAGGGCAUAUUAGGAGAGACUGUCCGCACAGUGUUAAUACACGGGAAGGGCCAAUAGGCGUGUGCGAACGAUGCAGGAAGGGAACACACAAAGCGAAAGAUUGCAGAUCAGUUUUUGAUGCCCAGGGAAACCGCAUUAGUGGCAGGGGGAUUCAGGAGCCAAAAAACGGCCAGAGGGGGCCCUCCUUACGGACGGGCCCCCGCCCCCUAGACAGGACAACACAAGGUGGCAGCCCUCCACAAGGGCUACCCCUGGGUCAGCAGGCGUGGACCUCUGUGUCGCCUCCAGACUCCUAUUAACGCCCGAUAUGGGCGUUCAGGUGGUCGGGACCACCUUCAAAGGACCGCUACCUGAAAAGUCAGUUGGUUUAGUGAUUGGACGGUCCUCCACAGCCCUCCGGGGCCUUACCGUGCUCCCUGGGGUUAUAGACUCAGACUACACAGGAAACAUUAAGAUUAUGGUCCAAUCUCAUGUAGGGACCAUGGUGAUUAAUGAGGGGAAUAAGAUAGCACAACUUUUAUUGCUCCCCAGUCUCCAUGAGAGAUUCCAGUCUAGACAACGGGUUAGAGGGGAUCAGGGUUUUGGCUCCUCUGGAGAAAUUUUUGAAGGACUUCAUAUGACUCUUGAUAAAAGACCCAUGCUCUCGCUCAGGGUUAAUGGUAGAAAUAUAACAGGACUCCUGGAUACAGGGGCAGACCGCUCCAUUGUCUCCAAGAGGGACUGGCCUUCUAGCUGGCCCACCAAUACAGCUGAUAACACACUCCAAGGGUUGGGGAUGGUGGCUGCCCCCCAGGUUAGUGCCGUGACCCUGCCUUGGUGUGAUGAGGAGGGUCACCAAGGACAUUUUCAACCUUUUGUUCUACAGCUGCCGGUAUCUUUGUGGGGAAGAGACAUCCUCACUCAGAUGGAUGUCACUCUUACAUCCACCUGCUCUCCCCAAGCCAAGGGUAUACUUAAGAAUCAGGGAUAUGUCCCCGGCAAGGGCCUGGGCUCUGCCCUGCAGGGCCGGACAUCUCCCGUACCUGUAGAAAAAAGGGAAGGUAGACACGGGC
This is a messenger RNA of Cavia porcellus (domestic guinea pig), 2117 nucleotides long. RefSeq names its product endogenous retrovirus group K member 5 Gag polyprotein-like. The record is from RefSeq and is a predicted model, not a curated record. Gene Ontology annotation, molecular function: nucleic acid binding; zinc ion binding. The coding region runs from base 276 to 1364 and encodes 362 amino acids. Gene Ontology annotation, biological process: viral process. Lineage: Eukaryota; Metazoa; Chordata; Mammalia; Rodentia; Caviidae. The transcript has 2 exons.